This is a messenger RNA of Osmerus eperlanus (European smelt), 3757 nucleotides long. RefSeq lists its product as uncharacterized. The transcript has 8 exons. Lineage: Eukaryota; Metazoa; Chordata; Actinopteri; Osmeriformes; Osmeridae. The record is from RefSeq and is a predicted model, not a curated record. The coding region runs from base 2424 to 3173 and encodes 249 amino acids.
UUGUACUAAAUGCUCGUCCAAUGUUUGUCCAUGUUCUCUCUCCGUAGAGCAAGGUAUAUUUUGAUAAUGGCCGUGUAGAAGUUUAACAAGCUCAUAAAGUACAGCUAUUAUAAAUAACGCUAUGAGAUUAUCUGCCCUAUAGUUAAAACUAAAAUCAAUACAUUAUCUACAAAAAGCUCGUCUUUACGCUUUACCUAUUUGUGUCAGAAUUAUCUCAUAAGAAUGGGGGAUGUUCACAGCUACUUUGUUUUUGUAACGCUACCACUUUCUUUAGCGUUCUAUAUGUUUUAUGUACACAUUUAUCGCGCUCACCAACUACUGAAAUCCAAUGUCGUCUUCGACUGUCAGAGACUCCCGAGUUUGGCGUAUUUGUUAGUCAAGUAUUUUGUGGAAGCUCUUCGGAAAAAAAUGGGUCGCUUGCAUGCCCGUGAUGUUAAAGGUGAAGCUGCCAUCACAAUUAUAAACUGCAGACUAAACACUAAGGUCUUGAGGAGGUUCUGCAGUGCAGCGGGAUACGGUUGGGACUACCCAGACAGUGAAUACAGAGACAUCCCAAUAUGCUUCCCAGAGAUCCUCUGUAUGAGGCUGGUGGUCAUGGUCAUAUCUGCAGAAUGGUUCAGGUUGAGUCCAAUGGGUUUGUUCCGGGUGUCCCAGAGCAUAAAGACAUUUCAGCCCAUAGAUGAGUUGAAGAAGGGCCCUUUUGUAUUGCAGGCUCAUGUUAUCGAAUACCGGCUGGUCGAUGCAGGGGUGGAGGUGGACAUCACCCUCCGUGCCAUUUCACGUAGCAGCCAGCCUGUAUGGGAAAGUGUUCUGACACUGCUCUCACACAACCAGGGAAAAGACCAAAACAAACAUCCCUUAUUGGAAUUUCAAGCUGAUUGCUUGGAUUCCAACGAUUCAAAAAGGGUGGACAUUUGUGUCCCGUGGACCACAGGACUAAAAUGCAUCUGGACCUUUUCAGAUUACUCCCCACAUCGUCUACUAACUAUCCCAGCCCAACUAAUGGGCUACAAAUGCCCCACAACUCCCAGUCUGUGGAUGCUGUCAAAAUGUUUGGCGGAAAUAGAAAAGCACAACGGAGCUGAAGCUGUAAGAGCCCCCAUCUCUGUUAAUGUCCAGUUCAAAAAUACUUUGGUAGCACCUGGAAAGGUGGUCGUUAAGUUUUGGGAGACCACGCCAGAGGACAGACAAUCUUCCAGAAAGGAUUUAAGCUUCCAAGUCAGACAGCCAAGCGCAAGUGCUGAAGCGUCACUUCACCUCACAGGCCAGAUCUGCAGGGGUUGAACGCUGAAAAUGUUUGCGUGAUAACGUGUUUCAUAUUUACAUUCUAAAUCAUUUUACACUUCAUUUUUAUUUGUGGAAACAGAUCCGAUGCUGCUUUUAAGUCCAGUUUUACAUGUCCUAUGUUCCUCUGUGGAUUUUAUUCUAUUGAACAUGUGACAGAACACAAAGUCAACACUUUCAAAGUCAACCACGUCCACUUUAGCAGGAGACCAAGCUUUUGCUAAUGCAGGUCUGGUCCCAAAGGGACAGAAGGCCUCUAAAUAUUUGAUCAGUUUCAUACUCUAGUUCUCUGCCUUCAUGUAUGUUAAAGUCUAUCUCCUGUAUUAUUCAUCACAAAACAUUUGGUUCCAGGCUUACAAAGAGAAGAGAUUUUAAGGUAGCCUUUACAUGUAUGUUUGGGAAAUUCUUUCCUAAUAUGAGCUGUAGACAGGAAGGAGUAAAUAAAGAGAUGCUUGUCCCUAAAAUGUGCCAGAACAUAUAUAUUUAUGUUACUGUUACCUCAUAUUUGUGUCACUGAAAUGCAUGUCUGAUGACUGGAAGAUCAAAGUCACAUUUUUGUUUUAAUUUUAAACAUGUGGGCUUGGAUGUGUGCCAUAAGUGAUGACAAACAUGGUUAUCCUAACAUGGUUUGGAAAGCCCCCAUUUUUGGGGGCUUUCUCGUCAGUAGGUAUCAUCAAUGCCCAUCCUUCGACCUUGUGAUGAUGAAAAACCGUGUGUUGUGAGUGUAGCCAUUGUAACGUCCCAUGACUGCCCCUCCCUUCAGCAGUGUCGGCUUUGUGUCGUGUGAGCGUGCUAGGUGUGGGGGCAGCGCAGGCGGGUGAGGGGGAGCCGGCCUGGAAGAAGCGCAGCUCUGUCUUAGACGGCUCCUCACAUCACAGAACUGGAAAUUCAAUCAAGCCCCGUGAUGCUCGUCUGUCGUCUGGCCGACUGAGGCAUGGGAUCUGGAGCCGUGCUUGCCGUCAUUUUGAAGACUCACCAGCCCUGUGGAGGACCGUCACUCUGCAUUUGCUGCUAAACGAGCUGUAUUAGGUCCCAUCCAAGGUCAUCAUGACGAAACAGGUGACAGAGUUUUGGAAUGGUUUAAAGAGAUGGAAACAAGACUACAGAUGGUACAAUAGGUGGAUUCAAAAGCACUAAGCAUGGUUUCUGAAGACAAUCAUCGCAACGCCCAAGCAGUCCAGCGUGCCACAGACAAGUACAUGAAGAAACACAGGAAGGCAGAGAGCACCCUCCACCUCUCUUCCCCGACAGGGGGGAGCAGAGUGAGAGUGUAUGACGACUGUCAGAGGGUCGCAUAUGAGGUGUUCCCAGGCGGUGCCCACCCCACGGAGAACGGUGCCCGCUCCAAGGGGCCCGACGCCCUGGGCCAGGUCGACAGCCCGAACGGCGGAGGGAAGGCGCCCUGUCCAUCAGACGGAGUCCCGAACGGCGGAGGCCAAAGAGACAUAAGAGACCAGAGAUUUCUAAAGGACUCCCUAUCCACCCUGACAUGUGACACGACCAGUCAGACCUGCUCCGGCGCAGAGGACAACUCCACGGAGGCGCACGAGACUCUCACAGAGACCUCCACCUUGACCUUCAUGGACGCCCACACCGCCGACGAGUCGGGGGAGAUGCGUUGCAUUCUGGGAGUCGGAGUCCACGUCAAGGAGUUUGUCCUCAUCGACGACGACGACGACGGCGACAUGUCGCUGAGGGAGAAGACGGUGACGGACAUGUCCAUCAUGGACGGCAACGCGGCCGACCUGGUGUGCGGCCGACUGCUGUCCACCUCCAGCGGCUCGCUCUCCGAGAGCAAGGAGGAGAAUCCGCCUCCCCAGACCUCCCCUGUUACGGAAACAGAGACCCCAGGCAAACAGCAGCGCUGUUGUUUUUGUGCCAUACUGUGACCGUGCCAACACCACAGUACUAAGGAACUGGGGUGGAGGGCAAUUAUGUGUAGGUUUUUUUUUUUUUUGGGGGCGCUUUUCUCUAUAUUGAUACUCUCGAUUGUUUAGUGUAGGCCUUGGUUCAUAUUGACAAAAGCACAAAUGACGCACCUUGAACUUGUGUAACUCUUCUCACUUAUCUGCACUCAUUUGAACGUGGAACCUGUGUGAAUGUGAUGUCUGCUGCAGUUGAUGUGACACGUAUGAAUGCACAGUCGAGUCAGUGGUAUAUAUGAAUAUAGUGCAUGCAUGUAGUAAAUAAAUUACUUGAACUCCUAAUUAUUUGAAGAACAUCAAGAACACAUCACAGGGUUUCAGUGGGUGAGUAAACACAUAAGUUAAUUAAUACAAUUAUGUUUGCUAAUAUUGACAGUAAUUAACACUACACACUACACUAACACAAAAGUUUUGUUGGGACUUAUUUUUUAUAUAUAUUUUUUUUUACAGUGCUUACUUGUGUGUUCUGACAUUGAACAUGAUCUGAAUGAUGGACUACUUGGUAGUAAUAUCCAUGUUAUUGAUUUAAAUUUCCAAUAAACCUUUCA